Messenger RNA from Nematostella vectensis (starlet sea anemone), 3473 nucleotides. RefSeq names its product lipid phosphate phosphatase delta. Gene Ontology annotation, biological process: phospholipid dephosphorylation; sphingosine metabolic process. Gene Ontology annotation, molecular function: sphingosine-1-phosphate phosphatase activity. Bases 56 to 1333 code for a protein of 425 amino acids. The record is from RefSeq and is a predicted model, not a curated record. Lineage: Eukaryota; Metazoa; Cnidaria; Anthozoa; Actiniaria; Edwardsiidae. The transcript is spliced from 13 exons. Gene Ontology annotation, cellular component: endoplasmic reticulum membrane.
AAUCCCGCUGGCUUGGCAUUGGUCGCCUCGCGGGCGCCGAGCGAGCAACAAUAAUAUGGCGACUGAAAGCGAAUCCUUCUGUCAAACGGACGACGAAUCGUGCGAAAAACUCAGCGAUUCCGAGGAGGAGCUUGAAGAAUGUAUUGUCGCUCCUAUAGACAAACUCGGGGUGGUAGGGAGAUGGAUGCGCCAUCGACUUCUUGGUUCGAUUCUCAUGGGAACGCCUCCCCUCGUUGCGAUACAGCGGAGACGGUCACCUUUUCGAACCACUAUAAUGAAGAUAAACAGUUUCUUUGGAACAGAAGAGUUCUACACUCCCCUAGUUUGUCUGAUGACUUGGGUGAUUGAUGCAAAACUUGGCAGACUUAUUUGCUUCCUUAUGGGGAUUGGCUUCUAUGUCGCUGGAUUUGUUAAGAACUUGCUUUGCCUGCCAAGGCCUUCAAACCCACCAAUUGUUCCUCUUGAGCCAAGCUCAUUUGAGACGUGGGGACUUCCAAGUCAUCAUGCAGUGCUUGGUGUGUUAAUCCCAUGGUAUAUAUGGCUCUAUUCACUUCUUCACUUCAACUUUUCCCAGUGGCAGUUCAUCACUCUGUUUGCUGUCAUAGUUCUAUGGUCUGUGUCCGUCAUGUUUAGCCGACUCUACUUGGGUGUCCACAGCCCAGCUGACAUUGUCGUUGGUGGAAUUAUUGGCUGCAUUAUCCUCUCCAUUUGGGUUAGGGCAGACAACUUCCUGGACAGAUCAAUCAGCUUUGGCAAUAAUGUCAUACCCCAGGUCAUCAUAUAUUCCAUAAUAUUACUUGCUGUUCACCCACGACCUGAGGCAGAGACCAACUCCUUCUUUGAAACAGUAUGCAUGACUGGUGUGACUGUUGGUUUCGCCAUCGGCCGGUCUACCAUUGCCAAGCACUCAUCUAUCUUUAAAGCAGUCAUGGAGUCUGCUGAUGAGUCAUCUACCUGGCCUGCUAUUGCCUGGGUCUCCCUGACGCGCCUUGUUAUAGGUUAUGCACUUGUGAUGAUAACCCGUGCCAUCUGCAAGGAGGUAUUCAUGUUUCUAAUAUCACUUGCCUACCGUGUGGUGGACAUUGAGUACUUCAGUGGAAGAAAAAUCACCAAUUACUACUUCCAUACAGCCUACAGCAGUUCAUUUAAACUGCCUCCUGUUGAAGACCAGAAAAGCAAAAGAAAGAUUCGCAAAGUCAAGUCCAGAUCUGAGAAUAUCCGGACAAAGUGGAACAUUGAUUACCCAGUGCGCUUCCUGACGUAUGCUUGUAUGGGAUGGAUGUGCAUUUGUGGGAAUCCUUUGCUUUGCCAUAGCUUAGGGCUGACUUUGUAGGUCCUCAAAGGUCAAGUACUAGUACAAGGCUGACAUCAGUUGACUGUGUCUGGCCUGAUUACUGAGCUUCUUCCUAGUGGCCAAUACCAACAUAAAAACAUCAACAACCAGGGCGCAUAUGAAGAAGAUGUCAACCUAACGACAUAAAGAAACAAAACUUUAUAUUUUUCUUAUGUCAUGAUGCAGAUGAAGGUGGCAUUUUCAUUGACUGUUCAUCCCUGAAAUAGUAAGUAAGGAAGGUACAGCACUAUUGUGUCCCAAGCUUUAGUUGAUAUAGGUCAAUAUUACAGUGGUGUUUCUAGGGGUUUCUAAAGGCUUGCUUGACCCUUCAUGGCCAGUCUUGCCUUGUAUUAAACCUCGAGGGUUUUUUUUGUAACCUGGUUCUGCCACUGUAUUGGGACAUCUUAACUUGUCCAACUGUAAAAAGCAUCAAAAUUUUAAAAUCAAGAUAAUAGACAGUUUUUUUUUAUUUUGGUAAAAAAGGAGGCUGUAGCCAGGGUAACAGCGAAGCAAGCCACUUGCCUCAGCUAGAUUAUCUCACUUAGCCCCAUAGCCAGUAUGUGGCUAGCUGAGGCACAUGCCUCAGUCAUGAUUCAGCUAGAAAAGUCUAGUUGUACUUUUAUGCCAUAUUGCUGUGGUCGUGAUAAUUUUGUUUUAUUCAUUUGCCUUGGUCAUAAAGUAUUUGUGGCUAUGACCCUGCAGAGCAAAUAAGUUCUCCAAAUGAAAUAUGGCUUGUGGGUAGUGGGAGAGAAGAGUUAAAAGUUUUAUUUUGAAUAAGGAUUAAGCUUGCACAUUGUAGACAUAGAUUAUACAUGCCAUCAUUGCAUUAUAUUUCUCAAACCAGUCGUUUUAGAUUGGUACAUAUUUGUGUUCACCCUCUCAAAUUAUUAUGAAAUCAUAUAUAAUAUAUUCAAAGUAUACACAGUCCCAUCGCCAGGUAUUUGAGUGGAGGGUGGGAGUUCAUUUACUUAUUUAGUGGAUCAUUUUCUCUUAAGAGGUGGAGGUGGUAAUCAGUUUUCUUUUAUUUGAGCGACCUUCCAGUCAAGUGGGGUGGUUCUUCUGAACCCCUUGAAACCCCCCCCCCCCCCCCCGUCACAGGUCUGAUACACAAGUUCAAACACUAAGCUAUCAGAUCAUAUUUUGGUUAUAACCAUACCGCUUUUUUGUAAAUGAUAUUGUUGUUGUUAUAGGACUUCCAAUUUUAUUUAAUGGCAUGUCCUUACUACAUUAAAAUAAAUAAAUAAAAGAAAUCAGAGUUUACAGUGUAAUGUAUGCUACCCUGGCCACCUCGACUCUUGUGUAGCGAGCCAUUAUAGCCAAAUAAGUUGUUUGAUGACCACAGAUGAUUCAAAUCCAUUCCUAGUCUGGGGAUGGUGGGUAGUCAAUCUUAAUACCUUGAACAAUCAAUUGCCUUGUUGUGUGAAUUCAAAUGGUUUAUGACACGACCGUAAAAAAAUGAAAGCCAUCACUUGUUUAGGAUGGUUGACUUGACUUGCCAUAUUCCCAAAUGAGACAAGGAUUUUGGAUUCACAAAGGUCGCACAAAAUCUAUCUACUUGGCAUCAACUGCACUAGCUAACUAGUGUGGUAAGCUAACGCUUUACAGUAGUGCACAUAAGAACAAGAUUGAAUGACAUUUGUGUCAAUCAAAACAGUCUUGCAUGUUAGUUGACCAACUUUCUCAAAACUUGGUGGCCUUGGCAACAGGCAUAACUAUAAAAUUAAUCACAAUAAUGAUAAUUUUAACAAAAAAUCAAGAGUAUUUUAUUAUUGAAGCAAAUUUUACAUAGCAGAGGGCUAUUUAGCAAUAUUCUAUGUAAAGAUUGUCUGAGAAAUACAUACAGUAUGGAUAAUUUGAGCCAAUUAUUAUAUCUUUUCAUUGUCAAAAUUACCAAUAAUAGUAUAUCUCAAAAAUCAGUGAAAUAAAGUGAUAUAAGAAAAUAGGAGAAGUGAGUGAUGAGUUAGUCAUAAUUGUGUUUCACUGGUUUUUGGGAAAUAGUCUAGCUGGUCCAAAAUUUCCAUCAGAAAACAAAUUUCUUCAAAACAAAUUAUUAUAUGUUACAAAUGUAUAACUUAUUUGUUAAUAUUUUAAUGUAGUUUACUGCAUAACAUUAUAAGUGUAAUAAAGAUUUUGCAACUGA